GAAUUUGUGUUAUCAUUUCCGAUUCAACCUGAAUUUGUCAAAACUCGAUUCCAAAUCAAAAUCUGAUUCGAAGGCAUGGCGGAACCAGUGACUCGUUCUUCAAUCGAUCCACAGAGCGAGCUGUAUCUACAUCCAACGGAGACGCCUAAUUUCUCUCUUGCUUCUCAGAAGUUGAAUGGCGACAAUUAUGCACAAUGGAAACGAUCGGCUGAGAUUGCUCUGAGUGCGAGAAACAAGCUUGGAUUUGUGGAUGGGAGCUCGAAGGCACCAGAACCGAAUUCUCCUCUGCUCAAUCAGUGGAAGCGAUGCAAUAAUCUGGUAAUUUCUUGGAUUUUGCACUCAGCUGAACCUGGAAUUGCAAGUAGCAUUUUGUAUUAUGAUACUGCACAUGAGAUAUGGGAGGAUCUGGAUGAGCGAUUCAGUCAGACCAAUGCACCAAGACUGUUUCAAUUACAUAAGGAGAUAAUUACACUGGUUCAAGGAUCGGACUCU
Cuscuta campestris is the source of this 492-nucleotide messenger RNA. The record is from the annotation of a GenBank genome assembly. Lineage: Eukaryota; Viridiplantae; Streptophyta; Magnoliopsida; Solanales; Convolvulaceae.